AUGAUUGCUCAAAAAGGAUUUUGGGGAAUAACAAAAUUUGAAAUAUCAAUUAUAGAAUGUUCUAUUGGAUGUGAUUCUUGUAAUAAUAAUAGAUGUUUCAAUUAAGAAUUAUUUUUUAAUUAAUUUACUUCACUAGACUUUUCUUUUGUGGAUAUUGAAAAAAGAUGGUAAACUCAAGAUAUUACAAAUAUUUAAAUUGAUGAAUGUUUAGGUAAAUUAAAUUAAAUAAUUUUUAUUUAGGAUUUAAAUAUCUAGUUUCUAAUGGUGAUCAUUUGAUCAAAUAUUUUGAUUUAGAUUAUCAUCAUGCAAUAAGCUUUUAAGUAAAACUGUUGAUAUUUAAUUCAUAAUCAACUUACAUUCAUAUUUUUAUUGAUGAUGUUUUUGUAACCUCAAUUAAAUAUAUUUAAGUAAAAUUUGUAAUGGAUUUAUGUAAACAUAUUUCUAUGUAGGAAAUUAAUCUAUUUUAAUAUGAACAUUUUAAUACAAAAUUAAAAUUAGAAAUAAAAGUAUAAUUAAUUUAGGAUAAGAAUUAUAAACAUACCUUUAUAGGAAUAAGAGAUUUUUAAUUUUUUCUAAUAAAUAGAUCAUUGGAUGAUAGAUGUUUUGAUAACAAUAUUGAUCCUUUUGAUGGAUGCUUUUCUAAUAAUUAUGAUUGUAUUUAAGGUUGUGGAUUUUGUAUAAAAGGUAUUUGUUAUGGUUGUAUGGUUGGAUGGGAAUUUAAUGAAUAAAUAGGCAUUUGUAUUCCUUAUUGUGGUGAUGCAAUUAUUACUUAUAAUGAGGAAUGUGAUGAUGGUAAUGAAAAUGUUUAUGAUGGAUGUCAUGAAUGCAAAUAUUCUUGUCAUAAUAACUGUAAAAAGUGUGAAUAUGGAAAAUGUUUGGAAUGUUUAAUUGAAUAUGAAUUGGAUUUUCAUAAAAAUCAAUGUAUUCCUAAAUGUUUAGAUGGAAUAAUAUUAUAUUAAGAAAUUUGUGAUGAUGAGAAUAGAAUUCAAUUUGAUGGGUGUUAUAAAUGCUAAAAAAGUUGUUAAAUAGAAUGUUUAUUUUGCUCUAAUAAUUAGUGCUAUCUUUGUCAAGAGGGUUGGCAACUUCAAUAAUAUUAAUGUAUAUAAAUUUGUGGAGAUGGGCAAUUAGCAAUCUUAUCCAACGAAUAAUGUGAUGAUCUUGAAAAUUCAUAUUGUACUAAUUGCAAGUAUCAAUGUGAUCCUUUCUGUGUGAUUUGUGAUAAGUUUAACAAUUGUGAUAUUUGUUAAUCUCCUUUAAUUAAUAUAGAUGGUAAAUGUUUACCAGUUUGUGGAGAUAAUGUUGUUACACCCCUUUUUGAAUAAUGUGAUGAUGGAAAUGAAAUUCCAUAUGAUGGUUGUUAUCAAUGUGAAUAUUAAUGCUCUUAUGGAUGUAUAAAAUGUGAAAAGGAUAAUCAUUGUGUAUAAUGUUAAAACUCAUAAUUCUUUUUAGAUACUCAAUUUUUUCAAUGUAAAACACUAUAAUCUUAAAUUGAAAUAAAACCAGAGGUGGAUGAAAAUAUUUAUAUAUAGUGUAGUUAAAAUUAAGCAUUUAUUAAUAAUUAAUGUAUUAAUUUAUGUGGUAAUGGAAUGUUUGAUAGAAAUUUUGAAUAUUGUGAUGAUGGAAAUAAUAAUGGGGGAGAUGGAUGUUCAUCUUAAUGUUUCGAAGAAGAUUCCUAUAAAUGCAUUAAUCAAGAUAAUUAAUUAAGUUAUUGUACUUUUAUCUAACACCCAAAUUUUAUUAUAAUGUUACUCUCUGAUAAAUAAAAUUAAACCAAAAUUAUCGACCUAAGUUUUUCUUAAGAAGUUUAUUUACAAUCUAAACUUAAUUUUGAACAAAUAGUUGAAUUUAUUAUCAUUCCAUAUACUUAAUUUGGAUUGUCUGUUGUUCCAUUAAACAACUUAACUUCUCAAUUAACCAAUCCUCAUUAUCAAAUUUCAAUUUAAUUUUAUUCAUCUGUAAUUAAUCCAAUUUUAUAAAUCAAAAUUCAAUAAGAUUCAAUACUUAAUUAAUAUGAUUUGGAUUUGAAUACUAAUUUUAAAGAAAUACCUCUUGGAACUCCUUUUGUCUUAUCAAAAAUUACUUAGGAAAAAGUAAUAUAAGUUAUCAAAAUGAAUGAUGCAAUGGUAUAUUCGACUGUUAGUAUUGCUGGAAUUCUUUUCUUGACUGGUAAUUACAUUGUAUUUUUCAACUUAUUAGAUUUAUUAUAAACUUUAUCUUAUAUCAGAUAUAUGUAAUAGAAAUUUCCUCCUCAUUUAAGAUAGUUUCUUGAAACUUAUACAAAAAUAUCUUUAUAACCUAUUUUAGAUAGUUUAAAAGUUAAUGAAAUUAUUGCAAAUCUCAACGGAAGUACUCUCCCAAAUUAAAAAAUUCAAUCAUCACAAUCUAUAUCAAAUAAUGUUUUAAAUUAGUUUUAUUUAAUAAAUGCCAAAGGAUGUUAUUUGUCUUAUAUUUUAUCUAUACUUACUUAUAUUAUAUGUUGCUUAAUUUCUUCAAAUAAAGUGUCAACAUGGUUGGGUAUAUGGUAUAAAAAGAAUGAAGAAAAUUUGAAAAUUCUUCACUUUAUAUUGAAAUUUCAAUAGAAGAUCUAAUUAAAGUGUUUAAAUAUUAAGAAUUAUUAUUUCUCUUUAGGAUUUUUUUAACUAUUUUAUUCAACACUUCACUAAUAAUUGUUUAGCACAUUAUUAUAAUUUCCAAUUUACAAUUUUGAUUCUCCUUUUAAAAUAAUUAAUAGUAUUGCUGCAUUAGGGAACUUAAUAUUUCUAAUUCAUAUCCUUCUUAAAUUGCUUUCCAUCACAACAUCUAAAAUUAAAGAUAAACAAAAAUGGAAAUAUUUCUUUUAAGAUACUAAAUCUGAAUUUUGGGCAACUAAUUACAAACCAUUUCAAAUUUAUAGAACAGUAUUCUAUAUUUCUAUUAUAACUAAAUUCAUAAGAUAUCCUGAAGCAUAAUCGGUUUUACUGUCAAUGUCCUCAUUAUUUUAUUUAAUCUACUUGAUUCUUUAUAGACCAAUAAAAUCUAAUUUUGAAUAAGCAAAAUUACUAUGCAGAGAAAUUAUACUAUCAAUCAACACAGGAUCAUUUUUAAUUUAUUCCUUAUAAUUAAAUGAUGAAUAAUAUUUGUUCUAUGGAUGGUUGCAUAUUUCUUUAUUUUGUUUUUUAAUGGGUUUUACCUUAAUUAUUGACAUUCUAGAGUAAGGAUAAAAAGUUUAUUAUAUCCGUUUAAAGUAAAUAUAAACUUAAGAGAAAAUAAAUAUUUAGAGAUAUUCUGAAAAUCCAUUAUAAAAAUUUGUAGAAGUAAACAAUUUAGACAUAAAAAAAUGA
Messenger RNA from Paramecium pentaurelia, 3320 nucleotides. NCBI's taxonomy places the organism in Eukaryota, Ciliophora, Oligohymenophorea, Peniculida, Parameciidae. The record is from the annotation of a GenBank genome assembly.